This is a messenger RNA of Coccinella septempunctata (seven-spotted ladybird), 1542 nucleotides long. Its product is annotated as hsc70-interacting protein-like. NCBI's taxonomy places the organism in Eukaryota, Metazoa, Arthropoda, Insecta, Coleoptera, Coccinellidae. The record is from RefSeq and is a predicted model, not a curated record. The transcript is spliced from 3 exons. The coding region runs from base 198 to 1325 and encodes 375 amino acids. Gene Ontology annotation, molecular function: protein dimerization activity; Hsp70 protein binding.
UUUUGUUCUUCUCUUUGGUACUUUUGUGGACGUUUUGAUAAAGUUGAUAGAAUCUACAAAAGUGUUUUUUUAAUCCUACCAAAGUGCCAUCAAAUUGGUAGAAUCGAGCAACCAAAUACAACAAUAAAUAGCAUCGAAUAAUUUAACGUGUACUAGGAUUUUCAAAUUGAUAUUUAAUAAUCAAGAAUUAUAAUAAAAUGGGUUGUCCAUUUGAUCAAGACGCUAUUGAAAAAUUGAAAGCUUUCACCGACGUCUGCAGAAAUAAUACAGAUAUUUUACAUCUUCCGGCAUUAAGUUUUUUCAAAGAAUUUAUAGAAUCAUUUGGUGGGAUCAUUCCUGCUCCUAAAAUGUCGGCUAAGACUGAAGAAUCCAAGACUGAACCCAAACCGAAAGCAACCGAGUAUGAAAGUGAUCCUGAAUCUGAUUUAGAGCUUGAUAGAGAAGGCUGCAUCGAUCCUGAUGAGCUUGUUGACAUUGAAAUGGGAGGUGAAAAAGAAGAACUUACAGAUGAGGAGAUGGAAAAAGCUCAAGAACUCAGACGCAAAGCUAUCGAGUUCUUCAAUGAGGGAAAAUUGGAGGACUCCAUCUCCACUUUUUCUGAAGCCAUUAAAGUAGACCCAACUUCAGCAUUAUUAUUUUCUAAGAGAGGACAGGCUCAUCUGAAAUUGAAUAAACCAAAGGCUUGUAUAAGAGAUUGCACCAAAGCUUUAGAACUGAACCCUGAUUCUGCAGCUGCCUAUAAAUUUAGGGGCAGGGCUUACAGGUUGUUGGGAGAAUGGGAGCAAGCUGCUAAGGACUUGAGACAGGCUUGCAAAAUAGAUUUUGAUGAACAGUCAGAUGAGUGGUUGAAAGAGGUAACACCAAAUGCCAAGAAAAUUGAACAACAUCGUUUGAGGAAUGAACGUAAAAAACUGGAGAAGGAGGAACGUGAAAAGUUGGAGAGAAUUCAGAAAGCUAGGGAAGCAAGAGCUAAGGCUGCUCAAGAAAGUCAGCAGCAAGGCAACAUUCCUCCUAUGGGAAAUAUGCCUGGCAUGGAUGGUCUGAAUAUGGGAGAUUUCAAUGAUAUCUUAAAAGAUCCUGAAGUAAUGGCUGCCUUACAGGAUCCUGAUGUAGCUGCUGCAUUUAGGGAUAUCUCUUCGAAUCCAGCAAAUUUGAUGAAGUAUCAAUCAAAUCCCAAAAUAAUGAGCCUGGUCUUGAAGUUAUCAUCUAAAAUGAAUCUUGGAGCUAUGGGUGGAGGUUUCCCUGGGACGUUCCCAGGAGCUGGUUUCGCUCCUCCCAAAAGUGCACCCCCAAACAAUGCUUUCCAAGAUGACAAUUUGGAUUAAAAUUGUUGAUUUCAUAUUACGACUAGAUUUGUCAUCAUUAUUUUCCAAAAAAUGCUUCAAAGUACCUAUUUUCAUGUUUCAGUUGUGAAGUUCUUAUGAGAUUCUGUAGAUAUUCAUGAAAAGGAUUUAUGUAUAAUGAAAUACAGAGCUAACCAGUUGAAUUAUCAAAUUUGAACGAUUAUAUUUUUUCUGUAUAAUAAAGGAGGUUGCAAUCGAA